Molecule: messenger RNA, 1020 nt
Organism: Syzygium oleosum
Lineage: Eukaryota; Viridiplantae; Streptophyta; Magnoliopsida; Myrtales; Myrtaceae
Product: transcription factor RAX2-like
Exons: 3
Coding region: 51-917 (288 amino acids)
Source: RefSeq, a predicted model, not a curated record
CAACUCUCUCUCUUCUCUCUUCUCUCUUCUCUCUCUCUCUGUGAGUAGCCAUGGGAAGAGCACCAUGCUGUGACAAAGCUAACGUGAAGAGAGGACCGUGGUCGCCCGAAGAAGAUGCAACUCUCAAGAGCUAUCUGGAAGCUCAUGGCACUGGUGGAAAUUGGAUUGCUUUGCCCAAGAAAGCAGGCCUUAGACGGUGCGGGAAGAGUUGCCGCUUACGGUGGCUCAAUUAUCUGAGACCAGAUAUCAAGCAUGGUGGUUUUACUGAAGAUGAAGAUAAUAUCAUAUGCAAUCUCUACAAUGAAAUAGGAAGCAGGUGGUCCAUCAUAGCAUCUCAAUUGCCCGGAAGAACAGACAACGACGUCAAGAACUACUGGAACACCAAGUUGAAGAAGAAAAGACUUGCCGGAAAAGUUAAGGGGGCUAAUAACGGCAGCAACAACACAAUGUCCACUUUUAACACCCCUGCUCUCCUUGGGUUCGCAAGCAACCAUCCUUCUGGUUUGCCAAAUCUCGACGUGUACCACCGUGGAUUUUCAGUUUCGGAGAUCGAGACUUUCACAGCUGCCGAAUGCCAGGUUAUAUAUGAUGGAGCAACUACUGCGAAUGUUCACAAUUCGCCUUAUUAUCCUUACACAGGCUUCAAUCACAUAAAGUCUAAUGAAAUCGACAUGAGUUCAAAGGUAUCGACUUCAAGCAUUUCUAAUUCAUCCAGCAUCUCGAGUUCAUCGUCGUCUUUGGCAAUGGACGACAAGGCUUCACUGCUCACUUGCAACAGAGGAACACUCGAUGAGGCCACUGCAAUGAUGGAUUUCGGGUUUGGAUUCCUCAGUGACAACAGUGGCCUCUGGUUUCAGGAGAACUCUCUCAACUGUGGCAACUAUGUUCCGAGUUCUGAUUUAAACUAUAUAUGCUGAAGCAAGACCAUAUUGCAGUACUGCAGUAUAGCUCAAUAUUGAAAUGACUGAAAGAAACAAUGGAGGAUUCAAUGGGCACAGGAAUACAGGAAACUUCUAGGAA